CGCGUUCAAAUUUCGAACAGUUGAAUGCGUAUUGUAACUGUUUGUCGGGGCGAUUUUACCGUGCCACGCGACGUUGCCAGUUCGCACUUUAAAUUAGAAGGUUUUCGCAGAGCAAAAACUAGAAGCUAUGUCUCUACCAAAGGUUAAAGAUGAUAUGCAAGAUGAAAUGAGUCUUGUUAUUUGAGACAAAGAGUCGUGUCCAGGAGGCAGUACGUCCGAAACAAUGCUAAAGGAGCGAGAGAGCUCGGAGGGUUCACCCGGUGCGCCUGAUGAGUGCGCGGGAUGCGGGGGUAGGAUACAAGACAGGUUCUACCUGCUUGCUGUUGAUCGUCAAUGGCACGGCAGCUGUCUGCGAUGCUGUGAGUGCCGUCUGCCACUGGACUCCGAGCUGACCUGCUUCUCAAGAGAUGGAAACAUUUACUGCAAGGAGGACUACUAUAGAUUAUUCUGCGUGAAGCGAUGUGCUCGCUGUGGGAAUGGGAUAACAGCUAAUGAGUUAGUAAUGCGAGCGAGGGAUAUGGUAUAUCACCUAACUUGCUUCACCUGCGUAGCAUGUGGUAGCCUGCUCUCGAAAGGAGAUGUAUUUGGUAUGCGCGAUGGGCUAGUCUACUGCAGACCACAUUACGAUAGCGCUUGCCUGGAUGAGUAUUGCGAUGAAGAUAUGAACAUGUACAGGUGUCAGGAUAUGCACAGUGAAGGUGAUUCUCCAUCGCAAUAUUACUCUGGUGGGCCAAGUCAGAAAGGCCGUCCACGAAAACGGAAAAGCGCUCAAGGAUCACCUGAAGAUUUGCAAGUACAAACUAUGCGUAUGACGAACACCGCGUUGGAUUUGCUACACCGUGGAGACUUGUCAUCGUCUAUGGAAUCUCUGGCGUAUGACUCGUCAGUCGCAUCCCCUGGAAGUGCAACCAGCCACUCACAGAGAACCAAGCGAAUGCGCACGAGUUUCAAGCAUCACCAAUUGCGUACAAUGAAAUCGUACUUUGCUAUUAACCAAAAUCCUGAUGCGAAAGAUCUUAAGCAGUUGGCACAGAAGACAGGGCUAUCUAAACGUGUACUUCAGGUGUGGUUUCAAAACGCUCGCGCUAAGUGGCGCAGGAAUAUGAUGAGGCAGGAAACUAGUCAUGGACAGAUCGCUCCGAAUGGUAACGGUGGACAUAACAAUGGUAAUCUGGUCAAUGUACCACCCCCUAAUAUCGGUCCUAUGAUGAUAUCGGAAUCUCUUCAGACCAUUGAAGAUCUCAGAGUUCACACACCACACCCGAUGGCGUUCAACGAGAUGUACUGAUUGUAUAAUACUCGGUAUGUCGCCACUAUUACUAAUUACCAACAAGAAUGAAAAACAAAUCUGUGCACACAAGAACCAAUAAGUAUCUCAUGCACUUUAUAUCUAAAGGUCUUCUUUGGAAUUGUUAUACUCAUUUGUAUUGCAUAUAUUGCAAAUCACUUGGUCAAACUGCUAUAACACAUUUAAAUGUAUUAGGGCUCAAAGUCCAAAGUACAGUACCCUCUUCUAUAUAAAACAUGGAUUAAGAUUCUUUCUGUACGUACAUUAAGGCGUACAUAAUCAAAUAGUUCCCGGGGGAGGACGUAGGUUCUAUGUUUUUUCUAGGGACUGUACCAGGCCUCACUCUAUCUCAAAAUUUAUACUGUUAGGGGAUAUUGAUGGAUACUGUCUAAAAUGAUUCAAAUCGGCAACUAUACUUUAUGAGGAAACAUCUAGGCGCUAUAUCACAGAUAUUUUAUUCAGAAAUAAUUUGUCAUUUGAGCGUGUGACAACCACACUCUUUCUUGUUAAUAAUAAGGUGACGUGUAUCAAACAUAUAGGAAAUGUAUGGAAUUAUAGGAAUUGUUCAACAUUACCCAAUGUCCUUUUACAAUUAUUUCUAGAGAGUCCUAUCCCAUUGUUGUCUACAUAUCUAUUUUAUAUAGUAUAGGAUAUAUGUUCAAACUAAACAUACAUGUCAACAGUUAUUGGCAGGCUCUCAUGGGUACAUAUCUAAUAGGUAUGGUGUUAUAUUAUAGUUCUAAGUUUUAUUGAUCUAAUUUUACCAAUCGUUUUGAAAUAUUUUUUACGUAAAAUUAUGUUGACUAUGUA
Messenger RNA from Pieris rapae (cabbage white), 2098 nucleotides. RefSeq names its product LIM/homeobox protein Lhx9-like (gene ap). Gene Ontology annotation, cellular component: nucleus. The record is from RefSeq and is a predicted model, not a curated record. NCBI's taxonomy places the organism in Eukaryota, Metazoa, Arthropoda, Insecta, Lepidoptera, Pieridae. The coding region runs from base 224 to 1288 and encodes 354 amino acids. Gene Ontology annotation, molecular function: RNA polymerase II transcription regulatory region sequence-specific DNA binding; DNA-binding transcription factor activity, RNA polymerase II-specific. Gene Ontology annotation, biological process: regulation of transcription by RNA polymerase II; neuron differentiation. The transcript is spliced from 7 exons.